AUGCUUCGUUUGUUUCCGUUCAACUCUACUAGAUUCCUGUCACGGUAAUAUUUUACUCGCUUAUGCUUUUCAACAUGCUUCUAACGCUCACCUCAGUUCAAUUUUAGUGGACUGAAAAACACGUGCUCCAACUCGUUUCAGCACAAGGAUCUCAUCAUUCGAAAGACUGAAAAGCGGUUCCCUAAGCCCAAAAAUGUUUCUUCGAUUUUUUUUUAAAUAUUCGACCAAUUUUCAGACGGCUGACGUUCCUUUCGGGAAGAUUUACUCGGAUCACUUGCUCAAUGUCGACUGGGUUGAGGGAAAAGGCUGGGGGAAGCCGGAGAUCCGUCCUUUUGAAGGUUUUCAGCUUCACCCCGCCGCCAAGGUUUUUAUCACUGAUGGAAGAAGAAAAGGCUAUACUUUCAGGUUCUACAUAGCAGUCUGGAGCUCUUUGAAGGAGCCAAGGCGUAUUACGGCAUUGACGGCAAAGUAUGAAAUGAAAAUUGAUGGAAACGUCUGAAAUAUCCUAUCAGAUCCGAAUUUUUCGACCGCAGCUCAACAUGGAGCGUAUGAGAAGAUCCGCAGAACGAUGUGCUUUUCCUGACUUUGACGCCAAAGAAGCCGUCAAGCUCCUGAAGGAACUGGUUAAUCGAAGACAUAUCUGAGAUUUUGAGAACUGUGAGUUUUGAGGUCAAAAUGGAUUCGGACUGGGUGCCGCGCUGCGCCGGUUCCAGUCUUUACCUGAGGCCGACGAUGAUCGGAACCGAGCCGACGCUGGGUUUGGCCGAGUCCAAAGAGGUCAAGCUGUUCAUGAUCUGCUCGCCUGUCGGGCAGAACUACUUCAAAUCUGAAGGAACGGUACUUGCGAAUCGGUUAAUGGAAUAAACUGAAGGGAAUCUAGGGAGUCAGACUGCUCGCCGACACGAGCUUCGUUCGUUCUUGGCCUGGCGGCGUCGGAUCUUAUAAGAUGGGGUGCAACUAUGCGCCGACUAUCUACGUCCAGCAGUAGGAUUCACUGUUUCAAUCGAAAUAAAACCAGAGCAGACUAGCCCUGGGCCGCGUCGCGGAUUGCGAAGCGGUGUAAUUUUUUGCCUCAAAAUGUUUUUCGAAGGUUUUGAACCGUGGUUCAAGUGAUCAAAAACUUCGUGUCAACAAUUUUCAUGAUCAUAAAAGCAAAAUCUCAAAAACUGUGUACGGUCUUUGAAGAAAACUAGUAAUUUUUUGUUUCAGACUCGCUGCCAAACGCGACUGUCAUCAAGUCAUGUGGCUGCAGGGCAAGGAACAACUGGUAAAACUCGCAGAAAUUGGUUUAUAAUUUUUUUUAAAGGUCACUGAAGCCGGCGCGAUGAACUUGUUCAUGUUCUGGAAGAAUGAACAGGGCGAGGAGGAACUAAUCACGGCUCCACUCGAUACUGGUAAACGUUUCUGAACGUUUGGAAGCUAUUUCCGUUUCAGGACUUCUACUGCCUGGAAUAACUCGGAGGUCGAUACUCGAGCUGGCGAGAGAAUGGGGCGAGUUCAAGGUUUCUGAGCGCUCUUUCACGAUGGCCGACGUCGUCAAAGCGAUCGACGAGAACAGGGUGAGUUUCUCUAAUCAUAUUCGACUCACCUCGACUUGUGACAGUAAGAGUUCAAGAUUACUGUGUAAAAAAGCAGUUAAUGCGCAAGCCGCGAGUUGUCGGGCGCAGCCAUUUGACGUUCCAAGUUCCAACUUAACUUUUUUGCAACAAAUGGUUGUUUUGAAAAAGUCUGUCGGUUCGGUAGAUUUCAUAGGUUUUUCAGAGUGGUCAUUUUAUGAAAAUUUGAGAGUUAUUUUUCAAAUUUGUUAACGUCUCCAAAAUACAUAGGAUCCCUGCGUUUGGUCUGUUUGAAAUUUUCGAUUUCCGUAUGAAUUACGUCAUAGGACUCCCAAAGCUUUUGGUUUUGAGAAUAUUCCACUUCAUUCAGUAGUUUUCUUCAUUGUUCUAAAACCUUCUUAUUUUUUCUGAAAACUUCUCUUUCAUUCCGGAAGAAUGUUUUGCCUCAUAUCUUCCCUAUAUGUAGGGACCACAGACCUAUUUUUUUCGAACUCAAGCUAGCUCCUCGUUUUUUUGUUAUAAAAAAAUAAUGAUUUUUAACAUGUAGUAUGCGAAAACAAAAAAAGAAAAAAACGAAAAAAAUAUUAAGAAUAAGAGGAGAAAAACAAUAUUUAAAAAGUAAUUGAAAAAGCAAAAAAAUUUUUUUGCACUGAAAUUUUGGUUUUGCGAAUUCUCAUGCAAUCUGCGCGCACCCUCAUUUUGCAAGGUCGGCACGGUUUCAGGAGCCAAAAAGAGAAGGUUUUACGAGCUGUAAUCCCACUUUACCAUCAUUUUUCGUCUCAGUGACUGCACAAAUACAGCCUACAGUGCUCUUUGAAUCCCAUAAAAAAAUGUAAUUUCGCCUACUUUUUAUUCACCUUUUUGUUGAGAAAAAAAUUUUUUUCGGCGAUCUUGAAUUUUUCGAUUUUAUUGCUUUUAUUUGUUUGAAAAAUUAAAAAAACUCUUAUAAAUGAGUAAGAAAAAAACGCGUGUCUUCGACCGGGAAAUGUUUCAAAACAACUCGCAAAAAAAUUCUCCACCUUUUUUUACCACUCAAAACAGUACAUUUGCUUGUAGUUGUCAACAAGUAUUAUUUGAGCAAUGUUUUUCUCAAUAUGAAAAAAGCAUAAAAAUCUUCCAAUACUGCAUUGCAAUUGAGAAAACAAUUUUUGACUUUGCGCGCCUCUCAAUUUUUUCGGCGAACAUAGAAUUAUUAUUUUUUUGGCUUAAAAAAAUUGCAUUUACUGUUUAUAAGUAGUUUUCAAAAAAAUCAACUUUGUCCGCGACCUAGAUGAAUAUCAAAAACGCAAAAAUUAAGUUUAUUUUUUUCGAACUCGCCUCACUAUUCCGUACGACACUCCGUUGAAACACAUGGAAAGUACCUAAAAACCUUUUCAACGGAAAGAGGAACCUUUUCUACAUUUAUGCUGAAAUUUUCAUCAUUUUUCAUUGUUUCUAUCGGCUGUACGAAACAAUCAAAGACGGAAUACCAAAAAAAUGGCCUUUUUUCCCUCGCGAAAAGGGGCGGGGCUUUGCGGUCGCUACCUAUAUGCUUUCUAAACCCAACCUUUUGCUCCAUAAUUUCCUUAUUCAGGAUUUCUUCUCUCAUAAUCCCUUGUCUUUCCACCAACAAGUCUCCUAGACCAACGUCUCACCCGCGGUCACAAAAAAGAGUACACGAUAUUUUUUGAGGUCUACGAAUUCUUCUCGUCGGGAACGGCGGCUGUAGUCGGCGGAAUCUCUGAAAUUCAGUACGUGGACAGAUCGAUUGGCGUCGACCGCACUCUCCGACUUCCCACUAUGGCCAGCAAACACAAAGUGAUGCAGAGGUAGUUUCUCUUCAUAAUCAAUCAUUUUCGUCAUUUUAUUCUCCAUCAGAAUGUACGAUACGAUCACAGGCAUCCAGUAUGGACGCAUCCAGAAGGACGGCUGGGCCGAAAUCGUCGAACUUUGA
Messenger RNA from Caenorhabditis auriculariae, 3489 nucleotides. The record is from the annotation of a GenBank genome assembly. Lineage: Eukaryota; Metazoa; Nematoda; Chromadorea; Rhabditida; Rhabditidae.